Molecule: messenger RNA, 1762 nt
Organism: Hevea brasiliensis (rubber tree)
Lineage: Eukaryota; Viridiplantae; Streptophyta; Magnoliopsida; Malpighiales; Euphorbiaceae
Product: ubiquitin carboxyl-terminal hydrolase 4
Exons: 6
Coding region: 291-1400 (369 amino acids)
Biological process (GO): protein deubiquitination
Cellular component (GO): nucleus; cytosol
Molecular function (GO): cysteine-type endopeptidase activity; cysteine-type deubiquitinase activity
Source: RefSeq, a predicted model, not a curated record
AUUUUAUUUAAGAAAAUAAAAAUUAAAAAAAAAAAGAGAGAAGAAUUCUUCCCUUUGUUCAUUUUUCAUUUUGUUGGUUUUACUCUCUCAAAGCAAACAAACCCUCGUCUCCAUUCCAUUACCUGCAAAAUUCCCAUUUCCCAAGCAAAACCCUAAUAGCAAUCCAAACAUUAACCAACAGGGACAGACAGAUAAUAGCCCAGAAGACUUGUUGAUGGAAAUUGUUGAAUCCUUAAGUUGAAUCGGAUAAGUGAGAAACAGAGAUCUGAGUCUAAACAAUCCAUGCACUAAUGGGUGCUGCAGGCUCCAAACUUGAGAAAGCUCUAGGAGACCAGUUCCCUGAAGGCGAGCGAUACUUUGGCCUCGAGAAUUUCGGCAACACUUGCUACUGUAACAGUGUCUUGCAGGCACUUUACUUUUGUGUACCAUUUCGAGAACAAUUAUUAGAAUAUUAUGCUAAUAAUAAAAAUACUGGGGAUGCUGAAGAAAAUCUAUUGACAUGCUUGGCGGACUUAUUUACACAGAUAAGUUCACAGAAGAAGAAAACAGGUGUAAUUGCCCCAAAGCGUUUCGUACAGAGAUUGAAAAAACAAAAUGAGCUUUUCCGUAGCUAUAUGCACCAGGAUGCUCAUGAAUUUUUAAAUUUUUUGCUAAAUGAACUUGUUGACAUACUGGAGAAGGAGGCUCAAGCUGUAAAAAGUGAUCCAGAAACUUCAUCCCCACCUGAAAAGACUGCAAAUGGGCCAAAGAAUGCUCAGGCAAAUGGUGUUUCAAAGGAGCCUUUGGUCACUUGGGUGCACAAAAAUUUUCAGGGAAUUCUUACCAACGAGACAAGAUGCCUGCAGUGUGAGACUGUUACAGCAAGAGAUGAAAUAUUUUUCGACUUGAGCCUUGAUAUUGAACAGAAUAGUUCAAUAACUAGCUGUUUGAAAAAUUUUAGUUCCACAGAGACUUUGAAUGCGGAGGAUAAGUUUUUCUGUGACAAGUGCUGCAGCUUGCAAGAAGCCCAGAAGAGGAUGAAGAUAAAGAAACCUCCUCACAUCUUGGUGAUCCAUCUGAAGAGGUUCAAAUACAUUGAGCAGUUGGGUCGGUACAAGAAGCUAUCUUAUCGAGUUGUCUUCCCACUUGAGCUUAAGCUGAGUAACACCAUGGAAGAUGCAGAUAUUGAAUACUCAUUAUUUGCAGUAGUUGUUCAUGUUGGAAGUGGACCCAAUCAUGGACAUUAUGUCAGCCUUGUCAAAAGCCACAAUCACUGGCUAUUUUUUGAUGAUGAAAAUGUGGAGAUUAUUGAUGAGUCUGUUGUACAGACAUUUUUUGGGUCAGCACAGGAAUAUUCAAGUAAUACGGAUCAUGGGUACAUCUUGUUUUAUGAGAGCCUUGGUGCUAGUAGCAAGAGUUGAGAAGAGGAUACUUUGGUUUUACAAGUAGGUACUUGAAACGUUUGGACUGAUCUUGUCUUUUCCUCAUUUUCUGUUAUUAUUGGUUUUCUUUUCCCUUUAGUCCAACCACUGGGAACUGGGAAGAGCUCUCAAAUUUAGACAUUUGAGAUGACGAUGAUAUGGGUUGUUGAAAAAUGUAUACUUGGGUUGUUUCCAUGUACAGUGGAUGGUGGAAGCACACUGUCCUUUUGUUUUUUCAGAAUAAGAAGAAAGAAAGAUUAGUGUAUAUGGUGUGAGAGAAAUUCACAGACGCUUGUAUUCUUCAUGGUUGAGAAUGUUUAAUCAAAACAUUAGAAAUGCAAUCCAAUUGGAAUUUUCUCGCA